Saccostrea cuccullata (small rock oyster) is the source of this 432-nucleotide messenger RNA. RefSeq names its product neuropeptide-like protein 30. Bases 82 to 345 code for a protein of 87 amino acids. The record is from RefSeq and is a predicted model, not a curated record. NCBI's taxonomy places the organism in Eukaryota, Metazoa, Mollusca, Bivalvia, Ostreida, Ostreidae. The transcript is spliced from 4 exons.
AUCGUCGCUCAUCAGUUACAUCGUCAGCAGGUGCAAGUGAAAUUUAUCCUCUCCGGUGAUUAGCUUUUAGACAGGUCCAGAAUGAAAUCUUACUUGGCUAUCGCUCUGUUACUCUGCACAUUGGCAGCUGUUACUGUUGAAGGAUAUUACUAUGGAUAUGGUGGAUAUGGCAGAGGUUUAUAUGGAGGAUUCUUUGGUCGUGGCCUAUACAGUGGUUUUGGUGGAUAUUAUGGAUAUCCCUACCGCGGGUACGGUUAUGGUGGGUACCACGGAGGUCUGUACUACAACCCAGUCCAUGGACUUCACACCCACAGCCACCAUGAUUUUGACCAUCCCGUUUACUGAUCGUGCUGUUAUCCCAGGUUAAUGACCUGGUUUUACUGAUUGAUGUUAAUUGUUCAACUAUUAUUAAAAUUUGUAUAAAAAUAAUAA